Molecule: messenger RNA, 1998 nt
Organism: Anopheles arabiensis
Lineage: Eukaryota; Metazoa; Arthropoda; Insecta; Diptera; Culicidae
Product: probable E3 ubiquitin-protein ligase makorin-2
Exons: 2
Coding region: 325-822 (165 amino acids)
Biological process (GO): protein polyubiquitination
Molecular function (GO): metal ion binding; ubiquitin protein ligase activity
Source: RefSeq, a predicted model, not a curated record
AGCAAUUCUGCAUCAUUUUAUGGAUAUGUGUAACCGUCAGCUGAUUUGCUCGUUGGGGAAGCCACUUUAGUUUGCGCCUGUCACCGGUACUCCAAAUUACUCGACGCGUUCCGCACACCACUACACGCUUGAGCCAGUUCGGAAGAAUCCACUUGAAACUGUGUUCCGUUUGCGAACAACCGACAUUCGACGAAUAAGCUGCUAAAGUGAAGGUGGCUACAGAAGCGCUGCAACUAUUUUGUAUCUGUAAACAUUAGAACCUACAUCUUCGAGCCGAUUAAACAUUGUAAGAAGUAACGAAAUAAAUCGCUAACGGAUGCAAACAUGAUGGCUUUCCUGAAGUGCGACCUGUGCGACAAGUUUUGCUUUGCCGUGGGUGAUAACGAGCAAAACCGCCGGCACAAGGCCCGCUGCAUUAGCGCGCAGGUGCAGGAGAUAGACAAGGUGUUUUCGCGCAAGAAAACGUGCGACAUCUGCUUGGAGGUGGUGCUGGAGAAGAAUCCACCCGCUGAGCGCCGGUUUGGCAUACUGCCCAAAUGUAAGCACACGUUCUGCGUAAGCUGUAUCAAAACCUGGCGCAGUACGACCGAGUACCCCGACACUGUUCGGAAGGGAUGCCCGAUCUGUCGCGUACAUUCGAGCUUUUUCUUUCCCUGCAAAGUUUGGACAGAGGACGAGCGGGAGAAGAAGCGCCUGUACGCAAUUCACAGAUCGAUUCUCAAAAAGAUCGACUGUAAGCGCUACAACCAAGGUGUUUGUCCGUUUGGCGAGCGAUGUCAUUUCCGGCAUGCGCGAGCUGCUGAAGUAACGAUUUGCAUUUAAAGACAGCCGUAGAAAACGUAAGCCAUGAUAGUUCAGUUGCAGGUAACUUCUCUGGCCUUGGAAAAGGAUGUUAGGGUUUUAGCACAUUAGACAUUCUAGAGUGAAUUAAAAUACGAUUUCGUUUGCUUUUCGGUAGGUUAGGUAACAAAUUCUACGAAAGGUUGGAAUUUUAAUUUUACACAUACUGUUUGAGGUUAGAAAGCGGAACAAUUACACAAUUGAUGUUUAUUUAAUCAGCUAACUGAACUGGUUUAAUAGCUACGUAGUAGCUGAACAGUUUCGAGCGGUUACGUUCGGGUCAACACCAUUCACACGUGAUGGUAGCCUCGUAUUUCAUGAACUCUUUCUAACAAGAAAACAUUAAACAUACAGGAUUAAGUUUAGUACUGUUGAGAUUUUGCGUUCUGUUCAAUCAUCCAAGUGAUUUAGCCUGGUAGCCUGCAGUGGACGACCAUCUUUAAGUUCCUCUGCCCCACAAAAAACGACGAUCUUUCCAUGAACUCUGUGUAAGCGAUGUAAAACAACUCAUUUACUAGCCCAAACUAACACCUGUAAUCAGAAAUACAUUUAAAGUUGCGGUUUGAUGCCCAAAAAUUGCGAUUUUGUACUUUUACGGAUAUAAUAUGCCACGCAUCUCAAAAAUACUCUGUAAAGAAAUGAAGGACAAGGAGCAGAAUAUCCACCACAAGACCACGUGCAUUAAUGUGCAAGAAUGGAACAGGCAAUAGGUGUGGCGUUUGCGCACCGGAUGCGUAAGAAAAUGUGCAACGUACGUUGCAUGGAGGUGGCGAAAGACAAAUAGAUCCCAUCAGCGCUUUGCGCUGUUGGUGGAUUGGCGGGGAAAUUGAUUCAGUUUUACCAUAGCGAUAGGACAUUGUAGCGCAAAUCUGGAUUGGCACACACGGAAUCGGGCUGCGAACGAUCGUCACCGCUAAGAUCACUUUGAAGGAUAGAAUCUAACAAUAUAUGUGCCUUCAAUAUGCAGAGUAGGUUUAACAUAUUGCUCAAGUGAGUGUUGAGAGUAUUGCAGUUAACUGAGGUUUGAGACAAUUUACCUGUAAUUAUAAUUAUAACCUGUAAUUUGUUCAUUCUUAAGCUGUUGUGGAUUUUCUUUUAUUUCAUUUAGUGGGUUCAAUGGUCACAGAAAAAUAUCAAAAGGAUAGUUGAUCAGCGUUA